CUGGGAAAACCACCCGGGUUCUAGCGGCCUGGUUCCCUUGGUAACCUUUACCGAGGAUCGGCUCGUCGAGACGGCAAGGCUCCGGACAUGUUGUGCAGGAAUCAAAUGGGCGGACGACCGUGUCGGUGAAAUAAAGACCUCAACCUCACCUCUGGAGUCUGGACGACGGGCUCGAGUGGUAUUGACAUAAUCCCACUCCAGUGUCUCAGCCGCCACGAUGCGCUUCCCACUGUACGUCACACUCUUCUCCGCGGUCGCGGGCGCAGCGCAGUGCGGCUUCCAGCAGCAGUGCUCUAAGCUCGCGAGCAAGCUGAAGAUUGACAAUGCCACCGUCUGGUUCGCUGAGUACGUGCCUGCCGGCACCAACCUGACCUUCCCCGACUCGGACCCGAGCUGUGGCCAGGCCGCCCUCGCCGUGGGCGUCGACUUUUGCCGCGUCGCUUUGCACGUUGACACGUCGAGCCAGUCGGGCAUCAGCAUGGAGGCAUGGCUGCCGCGCAACUGGACCGGCCGCUUCCUGAGCACAGGCAAUGGCGGGCUCAACGGCUGCCUCUCGUACAACGAUAUGGCUUACACGGUCGAGCUCGGCUUCUCAACAGUCGGUGCCAACAACGGCCACAACGGCACCGAGGGCACGUCCUUCCUCAACGCUCCCGAGGUCGUGAAAGACUUCGCCUGGCGGUCCGUCCAUACCAACGUCGUAGUCGGGAAGCAGAUCUCGGCAGCCUUCUACAACAAGAAGCACUCAAAGUCGUACUACCUCGGUUGCUCGACAGGCGGCAGGCAGGGCUUCAAGUCUGCCGAAUCCUUCCCCGAGGACUUCGACGGUAUCGUGGCGGGCGCUCCCGCUGUCGAUUUUAACAACCUGAACUCGUGGUCUGGGCACUUCUAUCUCCUCACCGGCGCGGCCGGGUCUCCAACUUAUUUAACCCCUGACCAGUGGUUCGCGGUCCACGACAACAUCCUGGACCAGUGCGACGGCCUCGACGGCUACGUAGACGGCAUCCUCGAGGAUCCCGAGCUCUGCGAUUACCGCCCCGAGGCCCUGAUCUGCCCGCCCGGCACACCGGCCAACAGCAGCACGUGCAUCACCGAGACGCAAGCGCAGACGGUCCGCGCCGUGUUCUCCGACCUCAAGGGCAAGAACGGCACGGUCGUGUACCCCCGUAUGCAGCCGGGCUCGGAGCUCCUAGGGACCCCCUAUAUCUACUACUCGGGCCAGCCGUUCCAGUACUCGGCCGACUGGUUCAGGUACGUCGUCUACAACGACCCCAACUGGGACCCGGCGACGCUCGGCCCGGCCGACUACGCGCACUCGGACACGCUCAACCCGUCCGACAUCCGCACCUGGUCCGGCGACCUCUCCGCGGCCAACGCACGCGGCGCCAAGAUCCUGCACUACCAUGGCCAGCAGGACGAGAUCAUCUCAAGCUCCAAUUCACCGCGCUACUACAAGCACGUGGCCGAGACCAUGGGCCUGUCGAGCGCCGAGCUGGACAGCUUCUACCGCUUCUUCCGCAUUUCGGGCAUGGGCCACUGCGCCGGCGGGAACGGGGCGAGCUUCAUCGGCCAGAGUCGCGGGGCCACGGCCAGCCUUGACCCGGACCAGAACGUGCUGACGGCCCUAGUGCGGUGGGUAGAGCAUGGCAAGGCGCCGGACUCGAUUCUGGGCACCGCCUUUGUCGACGGGACGGCGGGCGGUGAAGUUGCGUUCCGGCGUAGGCACUGCAAGUACCCGUUGCGGAAUACUUACACGGGCGAGGGGGACCCGAAGGACCCCGGCAGCUGGAAGUGCGUUGCGUAAAGGGAGUGAG
Molecule: messenger RNA, 1814 nt
Organism: Chaetomium fimeti
Lineage: Eukaryota; Fungi; Ascomycota; Sordariomycetes; Sordariales; Chaetomiaceae
Product: Tannase/feruloyl esterase
Exons: 1
Coding region: 218-1804 (528 amino acids)
Source: RefSeq, a predicted model, not a curated record